UACGGUUCUGAUGGUCAUGGCGGUGUUUUAUCUCUUAAUAUUUAUGAUUAGUCUAAAGGAAAAUUGGGUUUUGUUUCAGCAAUAAGCUAAGUAACCUACUGGAUAAGGUGAUUCCAAUCUAAUCGCUAUCUAAAUUGAAGAACUUGUUUGUAUAUUUGGAGAGGACCCAGGCGGGGUAAUUACAUAAGUUCGUUCACCACUGCUCCCAAAGGAAAAGGAAGGUCAGUGAAGCAGAACAGAAGCAGCAAUGUCUCUAGCAUCAACAGUACCAUCAAGAGUCCCUUCAACUGCCAAUGCAGGUACUCAUUCAUAUCAUACCCACUACCCCAAUGCAUUUCAUAAUUUAGAUUCAAAGCCCAAAUUCACACACAAGAACAAUCCAUGGAGACUACCCUCUUCUUCAAUCAGCUUCCAGGUGAACUCCAGCAACGUAGAGAUAAAAGCAAACACCGAGACCCCAUCUAUUGCGGACCAACUUAAAACCUCUGUUAAGGAAUUUCUGGACACAGAACCCAAAACUCCAUCUAUGGCAGACCAACUUAAACCCUUUGCUAAGGAAUUUCUGGAUACAAAACCCCCAUUUAAUGAUGCCCAUGAGCAUAAUCAGGGCAUAGCAAAAUACAAGUCAAAAUCGGUGUGGGUCAAUCCAAGCAGGCCCAGAACAGCAGCCCUAACAUUGCAUCGUCACAAUCGCAGACAGAACCACAAAAGGAGCCCAAAAUUUGAAGCUCUGAGGCUUCUUGCCCAGAAAUUAGAUUCCUGUCAGCCAACCCAGGAGGCUGUUUUUGAAGUUCUAGAUUCCGUAGGAUAUAUCCCAAUUCCCAAAGAUGCAGUUAUUACGAUCAACAUGAUUCGAGACUCCGAGAAAGUAUAUUAUUUCAUUCAGUGGCUCAACAAAAACGAGGAAUUUGAGAUGAAUUCCAUAGUCUACAACGUAGCCAUGAAAGUUCUGAGAAAGGGAAGACAAUGGGAUAGAGUAGAGGAGUUGCUGAAGGAGAUGCUUGACCGAGAGAUUGAGCCUGACAAUAUAACUUAUUCAACUGUUAUAAGCUGUGCUACACAAUGCAAUCUUUUUCACAAGGCUGUGGAAUGGUUUGAGAGAAUGAAAGAGACUGGCUGUUUGCCUGAUGAGGUAACAUAUACGGCAAUGCUAGAUGCUUUUAGUAGGAAUGGCCAGGUACAGGAAGCCUUGAAUUUAUAUGAGCGAGGAAGAGCAGAUGGAUGGGUUCCUGAUAACAGAGCAUUUGCUACUCUCUUAAAAAUGUUUUCCAUCGCAGGGGAUUCUGAUGCUGUACUUGAGGCUUUCCAGGAAAUGAAAACUCUGGGGGUUAAGCCUGACUUGAUUGCAUAUAAUACAGUUCUUGGUGCUCUAGCAAAGGCAGGGAAACCAUCGGCAGCCAAAUUGCUCUUUAUAGAGAUGACUGGUGCAGGUGUAAUUCCUAGUCAGAUAACUGUAACUUGCCUUAUAAGGGUUUAUGGUAAAGCUAGGUGGGCAAAUGAUGCUUUGAAGUUAUGGAACAUAAUAAAUAAUGAGGGAUGGACGAAGGACAUGAUGCUUUACAAUACGUUACUUGGUAUGUGUGCUGAUUUAGGCCUUAUGGAGGAGGCUGCUGCCAUUUUUGAAGAGAUGAGUCAAUCAGAUCAAUGUAAACCUGAUCAGUGGAGUUAUACAUCUAUGAUAGAUCUCUAUGCAAAGAGAUGUCAGAUUGAAGAAGUUAAUAGGACAUUUAGUGAGAUGAUGGAAGCUGGAUUCAAGCCUACAGUGGUUAUUUGCACUUGCCUUAUACAAUGCUAUGGUAAGGCAAAGAGAUUUGAUGAUGUUGUAAAAAUAUUCAAUCUCCUUCUUGAUGAAGGGAUCUCUCCAGAUGACAAGUUGUGUGGGUCUCUCAUUUCAGUUCUCACUUUCUGUGAGAAGGAAGAGUUUGGCAAAGUUCUUGAGUGCAUUGAGAAGGCCAAUCCAAAAUUGGGGUUAUGUGUCAAAAUGCUGCAAGAUGAAAACAUUGGUUCAGUAGUUCUUCAAGAAGAAAUUCGAACUGUUUUCAAUUAUGCAUUGUAUGACACGCGGAAACAUUUCUGUAAUUGUUUAAUCGACCUCUGUUACAAGUUUAAUUUCCCAGAAAGAGCUCAUUAUUUGCUCUAUCUGGGAACGAUAUUUGGAAUCUAUAAAAACCUUGACACUAAGACCCCUUCAGAAUGGUGUUUAAAUUUACGCAACCUCUCCUUAAAAUCAGCAUUAACUGCCUUUGAUGGUUGGAUAAGCAGUGUAUCAAAAUCCCUUGAAGAUGGAGAAGAGAUGCCUCCAUUGCUUGGAAUUCAUACAGGUCGUGGAACUAACAAGCAGUCUUCUCAAGAGGGUUUAGCAACUUUCUUUGAAUCUCAUCUAAAGGAAUUAAACUCUCCUUUUGAGAAGAGCACAGAAAGAGUUGGUUGGUUUUUAGCAACACGUGAUGCAGCAAUUUCAUGGCUGCAAUCAAGAAAUUCAUCUAUUUUGGUCACUACUUAGAUAAGUUUCUGUUGCUAAUAUUUUGUGUCACGGGGUUGCCAAGUUGUCAUUCAUAUUUCUUUGUUCUUGUAUAAUGAGUAACUGAUUGGGAAAAUAUGAGAGGCUUUUUUGUCAAAUUUUAUUUUGACUUGCCAUAAAUAUUUACCUCUAUGGGACCAAUCUACAGAUGUAUGCAAAAUGCUUGAAUAAUCCUGGUGUGAACAUUCUGGUUCAUUUUUA
This is a messenger RNA of Cryptomeria japonica (Japanese cedar), 2722 nucleotides long. RefSeq names its product pentatricopeptide repeat-containing protein At5g46580, chloroplastic-like. Gene Ontology annotation, molecular function: protein binding. The transcript has a single exon. Lineage: Eukaryota; Viridiplantae; Streptophyta; Pinopsida; Cupressales; Cupressaceae. The coding region runs from base 248 to 2503 and encodes 751 amino acids. The record is from RefSeq and is a predicted model, not a curated record.